AUGUUAUUGUGGUAUUUGGAAUUAGUCAGUUCGGACAGAAGACAUAUACUACGGCGGACGCAAUACGGGAAAGUGUCCGGUGAGGUAGAGACUCUCUCGGAUAAUAAGCGAAUAGAAAAAUACCUGGGAAUUCCCUACGCCAAACCACCUGUUGGUGAUCUGAGAUUUGAGCCGCCGGAACCUCCUGAACGAUGGGAAGAAGAUAUAUUAGAAGCCUAUACUCUACCUCCUGCUUGUGCUCAGCCUGAUAUGGGUGUAUUGUAUAUAGAUCAUCAUGUACCUGGCUUCAAUGUAACUAGUGAAGAUUGUUUAUAUUUAAAUAUUUAUACACCAUGGGUAAGAUUACGGUAUCCAGUGAUGGUGUUUAUACAUGGUGGUUCCUAUGAGAAUGGUAUGGGUGCCAUGUUGGAGGGUGGUUACCUCGCCUCUCAAGACAUCGUAGUGAUAACUUUUAACUACCGACUAGGACCUUUAGGUUUUCUGACAGCGUAUGAUAAUGAUAUCCCGGGUAACUAUGGAAUGCUGGAUCAAAUUCAAGCAUUGAGAUGGGUGCAAGAAAAUAUCCACGUGUUUGGUGGAGAUCCAAAUCAAGUUACAAUUGAUGGACACAGUGCUGGAGGAUGCUGUGUUGGUUUGUUGAUGCUCAGUCCUUUAGCGAAGGGUCUGUUCACCAAUGUCAUUCAACAAAGUGGUUCUCCGUUUGCCCAUUGGGCAGUUCACCAUAGCCAUAAAACAAUGGGAUUUUACUCCAAGAGUUUUAUAGCUUCAAUGGGAUGUAUGAUGAAUACAUCAAAAGACAUCAAGGCAUGUCUGAAAUCUGUACCACAAAGAACAAUUGAAAGAGUGAUACUGGAAUAUGAGGUAAAGUAUUAUGAAUUGUACCCGUCGUAUUAG
Messenger RNA from Lottia gigantea (owl limpet), 894 nucleotides. RefSeq lists its product as hypothetical. NCBI's taxonomy places the organism in Eukaryota, Metazoa, Mollusca, Gastropoda, Lottiidae. The transcript has 5 exons. The coding region runs from base 1 to 894 and encodes 297 amino acids. The record is from RefSeq and is a predicted model, not a curated record.